Messenger RNA from Dermacentor albipictus, 3622 nucleotides. Its product is annotated as serine-rich adhesin for platelets-like. The record is from RefSeq and is a predicted model, not a curated record. Lineage: Eukaryota; Metazoa; Arthropoda; Arachnida; Ixodida; Ixodidae.
GGCCAGUGCGCCGCCGUGAGUAGAAGCCACCGGAGGAGGAAGAGGAUGACGAACACGUAGCUCGAGCGCUCCGGUGUCGAGGACGUGGCCCCUCCUUCUGGACACUAGCCGUCCCAAGGAGAACCUCAAGAGCAUUUCAGGUCUAUACCAGCACACCGCAUGUUUCGUCGCCUGUUCCGGUCGAAAAAAGUGAGCGACGCCCGGCCCACCUCGUGGCUCGACUGCGACGAGCGAGAGUGUCCCGUCCAGCGCCUGGUGUGCGAAGAGGGCGGCUGCACCGACGUCCCAAAUGAACUGUCCCAUGGCGAGUCACUCGUCGGGCGGGGACACCGGUGCUCGGCGGCUCGCGUGGACGAUUACGAGGGCGUCUCUUGGCUGGGGCGACUGGAGUGGCCCGAAUGGCCGGUGCAGGAGCAAAGCUUCGAGAACCGGGAGGAGGACCUCUCCGUGGCCUCCUGCGUCGAGUCGCUCUGGAGCCGACGGUGCUUCGGCCGAGGCAGCGGCGGAGCACGGUCCCUGCCAGCGGAGGCAGGCCUCGCGGGGCGCCCCGGCCUCCUCCAGGACCGGCGGUCGCCGCGAAAAGACGACUGCGUACGCGACGCGGUCAUGGCCAAGCUUGGCCUCCAGGUCACCUGCCUGGGUAGCAUGUCACCGAUGUCGAAGUCCUACCCUGGCCAGAAGGCAGUGUUCAGCGCUUACCGUGGCCUGAGUCUGUACAAAAGUGGCGGCGACGCCACCAUGGCCGCCGCCGCAGCAGCAUCCGCGCGCCGGUCACCGACGAGUCGCGGCGAGCUCUACGAUGAGAAUGAUGUCGAAGCCAAACCCGGCGCUGGUGACCACGGGCAUUCCCCCGACAAAGACAGCAAGUCCCGUGAUCGUAACGGUGGAGCCAUGGAUGAACGCAACGAUAGAAGGCUAUUUCAUCAGAGCAUGUACGAGCCGCACCCAGCCGACGUCGGGGGCACCAGCUUUGAGACCUUCCACGCGAAAUCUUCUCGAGUGGUUUCAGCGCGUUCUAACUGCAGUCAUUUGGAAGGACUGCUCGAGGAACACGAAGCAAAAGCAGCAAAAGAACGAAUGCUGAACGAAAGCGGCGAUGAUGGUGCAGUUCCUGGUGGCUUGGCCAACACCAGUGGUAGCCUCGACACUUCAACGUUGAGUGGCGACAUCAAACUUGACCACAUAGAAGACAUUGGCAGCAGGCUUCAUUCCACGCCUAGCCGCCCUCAUGGGGGCUGCGGCGUCGAAGAUGAUAGGCGGCUACAACUUGGCCUGGGCGACUUUGACCACUUAGGUGGCACCGCAACUUGCAGCCGCGCGAGAGGAGACACUUCACUGCACGUGAAGGUAACAGGCUCCGGUGACUGUGAGCAAGGCAGCGGAGGAAGCAGCCAGCUUCCUGCAACUUCAUCACCGAUUCCUACAGAAGUAGAUGAAGACGGUGCGUGCCUUAGUAGCUUUGGUGAAGACGGGGUCAUCGAAAACAAAGCGAAUGUGGUGAAUCACGAGCUUUGCAAUGAGGAAUUCGUCGAGUCUAAAACGUUGAAAGACGAGUCCUUCUCUUCGGACAUGACCGUGAGGCGCCUGAGCUAUGGCGAUCCCAUCGAUGACCUUGAGUCAGAGUUUGCAUCUCAGCAAAGUAGUGAAUCUGCCGGAGAUUUUCUAGAUGCCGGGUUCGAUACAGACUGCUCCGAGGUAGCCGCCGUCGAAGCGGACUUUUUCUCGCACAUGAAUCUGAACCCGAACUUUGUAUCAACGUCCGUCAAAAUUCGGGACCAGCGAGCUGCAUGCGAACAGCAAAGUUCUGAGUGGCGCGACUUUGACGUGUUUCGGGAGCAGCAACGAGACGAGUUCUUCGGCGUGUUCGAUGCGAGUCCGUUUCCUAAGGGCGCGGAAUGCAAGUCAGUUUCGAUGUCGUGUGAGGUUGACCAGUCUUUGAACAGCGGGUCCCCUUCCAGUCGGAUCGCAACGCUCAACAGUGGUCGUACGUCGGCAUCCAGACCUUCCGAACUGACUGCUGUCUUCGAUAAUAACGAGCAGAGGCAGCUGAGCCCCAGUCCAACUAACAGCAUCGAUGGACAAAUAUCCGUUUCAUCGUAUGGUUCCUUCCUGACCGUAGACUCGUACGAUGAGGAAGCAGACUUCCCAAACGCCAAACUGAUCGGCUUCAGUACGAACAGCGAAUCUGCCCAUGACUUAAGCUCUCCAAUAGCACCAUGUCCUGCUACGGUACACAAUCCCCUUCGUCCUGAAUCGCAAAGCUUUCAGGGCUACGAAGAGGCAGUAGGUUCAAGUCCUGUCGGAUGUGCUACGAGCGAUGAGCUCCCGCCUGACAUGAACCUCGUAGAACACACCUCUUCUCCUCUCGCAUAUGGCCAGCUACGUCCAGAGUCACAAAGCUUUCAGAGCUACGAAGAUGCAGCAAGUUACAGUAGUCAAAUUGAACUGGACACCGAAGAUGCAAGCGACAUCGUGGGACCAGGUGAGCGACUGCCGAGCGCAGACUACGAACCAGUGGUUCAAGAGACCGGAGGUUCGAGUUCGACAACAACGCUCUCUUUCCACGUUCUUGAUGAGGAUGCGGACGAACGCACCUCGUACCGCAGCAGCAGCAGUAACAACAGCAGCAGCAGUAGCAACGGCACCAGCAGCAGCAACAGUAGCAGGAGAAGCAGCAGCGGUAGCUGUAGCGGCGAAAGUCCCGCCGAGUCCGGUGACGAGAAUAUUUCGGCUGCCAAGUCAUCACCUACACCGCCGCAAUCGACAUCACCGGUACAGCCUAAGACAGAGAAUGACGCCAUCAACAACAGCGGCGCAUCAUCACCAUUCCCGCUGCAAGACUACCGCAGCUGUCGUGACUUUCUGCGUAAGCUGACGAAUGCGAAUCCAGAGCUCUCCUACUCUCUUAGCAAGUCCUUUGCUUCCGAGGAGUGCGGCGUUAGCGAGGCUGCGUCCAUCGAAGACGUAUGCAGCCAGAUCUUCAGCAGCUACAACGAAAGCUUUACGCACUUUGAGGCACUAGAGGGCUUCCCGGUGCUUUCACGCUCUAGCGCCGCAGAGAUGCUUACGUGCCCGGAGCUUAGGCCUUUGCGCUUGGAAGGGAACGCCAAGGACGUUUUCGAACCUGUGUUAAGCAGAGACCAGAAGAAGCGCUUGAAGAGGUCCACGGUGCCCGCGGCUGCUGCUUCGGACACGGCGGCAACGACCAGCAAGAUUUCUGAAAAGCGGAGUCACAUGCCGUCGGCGUCUUCAGUGUCCAUGCCUGAUUUGAACCAUUCUCAGAAGGGUACAUGGCCGCCGGGUCUUCAAGAGCAGAGUGGAGUUGCUACCACCUCGGAUGCGAAUCUCGAUUCAGUGAGAGCCCACGCAUCCACUGCAAGAAAAGUGGUGGGUUUCGCAGUGUGACGAUGAUCUGAGACUUAAGGGCAUUUGCAGAGAGAGAUGAAAUCUGGGGUGCAUAGAGACAUCCACCUUGUAAUCAAAGGUAAUGAAUGAGAGCAUGCGGGAACAAGACCAUUCUCAGUUUGUCUAUGUCGCGUCCAUUGCCAGGACUUGUUAUCCAUCUAAAGGAGCCGUGUGCGAGUUUCGAGGCCAAUAAAUGUCACCGCAUGAGUACCUUGUA